AUGACGACCGCACCGCAUUUGCCAGCCAAGGCACACAGCACUGAAGAUGUGCACCCACGACCUAAAGGUAUCCUAAAGAACAGCAAGUCCUUCCAGGCGGCUCCCGUCUCUGCGCCCGCUGCCGUCUCACCCGCCAUUCCCUCUGUCACCGAACCCGAAGACACCAAGGAACUCACACUCCAAAACACCCUGGUGAACGCCGGACGCCGUCGAUCUUCUUCCACCGCCCAACCAGGGUCAUCCUCCCGCCGCCAAUCCCUCGCCAGCCAGCAAGACGACAACGAGCCCCGCCUGAAGUGGGAUGAAGCAAACCUGUACCUGACCGAGCAGGAGCGCACUGCGAAAAUGAAGAUCGACGAGCCAAAGACCCCCUACGCGCCGCACUACGACCCCGCCGAAGACGAGGAGGAGCUUCGGCUUGAAGAGGCAAAGGAGAGUCUUAUUGACCCUCAAGAUGUGGUGGUAGAUGAGUUGGACAAGACUACUCCCGGCGGCCACCAUAAGCAGGGUGUGUCGGAAGAGGAUAUCCCGGAUCUGGAGCUAGGGGAGGCUGAAGAGGGCAUGAUCGGCCAGGAGAGCCCCGAACAGCGUAUUUACCGCGAGCGCAGUAUGAGCAUGGAGUCGCAUAAGAGUGAUAAGCAUGUUGUCGUUGACCCUGAUAUGAAUGGCGAUGCGGCCGCGGGCGGUGAUGAUCUUUUGACCACCGAGGAGGCCAAGGAGAAGCAUCGCCAGUUUGAGGAGCAUCGGAAGAAGCACUAUGAGAUGAGGAAUAUCAAGGAGCUGCUUGCGCACCCCGAAGAAUUGGACGAAGAUGAAAUGGACGAAAACGAGGACACGACUGAACCUUCCGUCCCUCAGAUCCCUCAGCAAUUCCGCAACGGCGGUCGAUGA
This is a messenger RNA of Penicillium daleae, 891 nucleotides long. RefSeq names its product PP1-complex regulatory subunit GLC8. The record is from RefSeq and is a predicted model, not a curated record. The transcript is spliced from 3 exons. Gene Ontology annotation, biological process: regulation of signal transduction. Lineage: Eukaryota; Fungi; Ascomycota; Eurotiomycetes; Eurotiales; Aspergillaceae. Gene Ontology annotation, molecular function: protein phosphatase inhibitor activity. Bases 1 to 891 code for a protein of 296 amino acids.